This is a messenger RNA of Balaenoptera musculus (blue whale), 2785 nucleotides long. It is a transcript of the gene ABCG2, whose product is annotated as ATP binding cassette subfamily G member 2 (Junior blood group). Lineage: Eukaryota; Metazoa; Chordata; Mammalia; Artiodactyla; Balaenopteridae. Bases 748 to 2718 code for a protein of 656 amino acids. Gene Ontology annotation, molecular function: ABC-type transporter activity; ATP hydrolysis activity; ATP binding. Gene Ontology annotation, cellular component: plasma membrane. The record is from RefSeq and is a predicted model, not a curated record. The transcript is spliced from 18 exons.
UCCCGGCUCUUCCUUCCUCCGUGCGCCCCCGGCGGGGCCGGCGGAACUGGCCGCGGCCCCCGAACGUUCACCGGCGAUGGGAGGCCGGCCGUUCGGGAAGAGGACGUGACUGUCGGCGGCGAGGAGGCGCUCUUCUGCCCGGGGAAGCGCCUGGAGCGGAGAGCCGGUGAGGGCUGUCCCCUGGCGGUGUCCCCGCAGCCGGGGGGCUGCUGUAGUUCCUCAGUCCGGGAGCACUGAAGAGUAUGCCCUUCCAAAGUGAUGAAUCAUGGAAAGAAUGGUUACGACGAGAAACGAAACCCUCAGAUUUCUUCAAUUACAACCAAGUGGGCAGGAACGUCGGAAAAAGAUCCCAGGCUGGUUAGAGGCUUUAGGUUGUCAGUUUGAAUCCCAGUGAUCGAGAAGGAAAUGCGGUUAAUAACCACCUAACAGUGGAGAAAAAAGGAACUCAAGGAGAUUGGAGAACCGGACAGUAUCCCACGGCUAGCUUAUUUGGAAAGCCUCAGUCUUUCUGGUAGUUGCAAGACGUAGCCAGGGGCUGGUAAGUUCCCUUUCUGAUACUUUCUCUUGCACCUUGAGAGCUGGCAGGAAGGGAAGCUCCUGGACUUUAAUAGACGUGGAUCUUGGUUGAAGUCUCUGUGGGAAAGCCAACAAGAGUCGAAAUCUUCUCAGUAUCACCACUGCCUCCCUACCAAGGUGCUUUCCUUCCAACAUCACAGAUCAUAACUGAGAAAGGCAGAAACACUCCAGAUGUCUUCCAAUAGUUACCAAGUUUCUGUCCCAAUGUCAAAAAGAAACACCAAUUGCAUCCCGGAGACAACCUCCAAUGACCUGAAGACGUUUACUGGAGGAGCUGUGUUAAGUUUUCAUAACAUCUGCUAUCGAGUAAAAGUGAAGAGUGGCUUUCUACUUUGUCGGAAAACAGUUGAGAAAGAAAUACUAAAGAAUGUCAAUGGGAUCAUGAAACCUGGCCUCAAUGCCAUUCUGGGACCCACAGGUGGAGGCAAAUCUUCGUUGUUAGAUGUCUUAGCUGCAAGGAAAGAUCCACAUGGAUUAUCUGGAGAUGUUUUGAUCAACGGACAACCUCGACCUGCCAAUUUUAAAUGUAACUCAGGUUACGUGGUGCAAGAUGAUGUCGUGAUGGGAACUCUGACAGUGAGAGAAAACUUACAGUUCUCGGCAGCUCUCCGGCUUCCAACAACUAUGACAAAUCAUGAAAAAAAUGAACGGAUUAACAUGGUCAUUCAAGAGUUAGGUCUGGAUAAAGUGGCAGAUUCCAAGGUUGGAACUCAGUUUAUCCGUGGUGUGUCUGGAGGAGAAAGAAAAAGGACUAGUAUUGCAAUGGAGCUUAUUACUGAUCCAUCCAUCUUGUUCCUGGAUGAGCCCACAACUGGCUUAGAUUCAAGCACAGCAAAUGCUGUCCUUUUGCUUCUAAAGAGGAUGUCUAAACAAGGACGGACAAUCAUCUUCUCCAUUCAUCAGCCUCGUUAUUCCAUCUUCAAGUUGUUUGAUAGCCUUACCUUGUUGGCCUCAGGAAGAUUAUUGUUCCACGGGCCUGCUCAGGAGGCCUUGGGUUACUUUGCAUCCACUGGUUACCACUGUGAGCCCUAUAAUAACCCUGCAGACUUCUUCCUGGACGUCAUUAAUGGAGACUCCUGUGCUGUGGUGUUAAACAGAGAAGACACAGACGGUGAAGCCAAGGAGACUGAAGAGCCUUCCAAGACAGAUACUCCACUCAUAGGAAAAUUAACUGAGUUUUAUGCCAACUCCUCCUUCUUCAAGGAAACAAAAGUUGAGUUAGAGCAACUCUCAGGGGGUCAGAAAAAGAAGAAUAUUUCAGUCUACAAGGAGAUCACCUAUGCCACCUCCUUCUGUCAUCAGCUCAGAUGGAUUUCCAGGCGUUCAUUCAAAAACUUACUGGGUAAUCCCCAGGCUUCUGUAGCUCAGAUAAUUGUAACAAUCAUUCUGGGACUGGUGAUAGGUGCCAUUUUCUACGAUCUAAAAAAUGAUCCUGCAGGAAUCCAGAACAGGGCCGGGGUGCUCUUCUUCCUGACCACCAACCAGUGUUUCAGCAGCGUGUCGGCCGUGGAGCUCCUGGUGGUCGAGAAGAAGCUCUUUAUACAUGAAUAUAUCAGUGGAUAUUACAGAGUGUCAUCUUACUUCUUUGGAAAACUGUUAUCUGAUUUACUCCCCAUGAGGAUGUUACCAAGUAUUAUAUUUACUAGCAUCACGUACUUCCUGUUAGGAUUGAAACCACAGGUGGAGGCCUUCUUCAUCAUGAUGCUUACCCUGAUGGCGGUGGCUUAUUCAGCCAGUUCAAUGGCACUGGCCAUAGCAGCAGGUCAGAGCGUGGUAUCCAUAGCAACGCUCCUCAUGACCAUCUCCUUUGUGUUUAUGAUGAUAUUUUCAGGGCUGUUGGUAAAUCUCAGAACCGUUGUGCCUUGGCUCUCAUGGCUUCAGUACUUCAGCAUUCCUCGAUAUGGCUUUGCGGCUUUGCAGCAUAAUGAAUUUUUGGGACAAAACUUCUGCCCAGGACUCAAUGUAACAACAAACAGUACCUGUAGCUAUGCAAUAUGUACUGGCGAAGAAUUUCUGGAAAACCAGGGCAUCGAUCUCUCGCCUUGGGGCCUGUGGAGGAAUCACGUGGCCUUGGCAUGCAUGAUCGUUAUCUUCCUUACAAUUGCCUACCUGAAAUUGUUAUUCCUUAAAAAAUUUUCCUAAAUUCCUCUUUAAUUUACAUGAUUUACCCCACAUUAAAAAGGGAGCAUCUUGAUUUCAGUAUUCAGUG